GUUCUUGUCCAACAGCUGUAAGUCAGUAAAGGACAAUGGCUUCUGUUGAACAGCAUGAUAACACACUAGAUGAGCCGGAAAACAAAAAAGGAGUCCAGAUGAGCAGCAGUGUUGUAUCUAAUGUGAAAGCUGAAACAGGAGCAACUGUAAACACUCCUUUAUUCGCUGGAAACACCAUCAACUCAAUGACCAUCAACUGCAUCUCAAACACUGCGGGAAAUGAGCCACAAAAAACCUUGGAGACGGAGAAACUAGAGAAACAACAAGGUUCAACUGCAGAUGAAAGACAAGCUACUCUUCAUGAUUACACAGAGACCAGCCGCACACUGAAGGACAAAUUAAAACAGGACUACGAGCAGAUAUUGGUUGGUAAUUCACAGACGGGUCGUCUGAAAAACCUGAACGAUAUCUACACUGAUUUAUAUGUGGUGGAGAAUGAGACUGGAGGAAGAGUGAACGAGCACGAGGUGAUACAGAUCGAAUCUCACAACCGACCGACUGCCAAGGAGAAGCCAAUCAAGUGUAAUGACAUGUUUAAACAAAACUCAAAGGUACUGACGAUGGGGAUCGCAGGGGUGGGAAAAACUGUCUCUGUUAAUAAAUUCAUCCUUGACUGGGCUGAAGGAAAAGAAAAUCAGGGUAUAACCUUUAUUUUUCCUCUGCCAUUCCGUGAACUAAACCUGAUUACAGAGAACUGCAGUCUCACAGAACUGCUUCACAAACACUUCUUUAGUGAUGAUAAAGAACUGCCCUCUCUUCCUAAAGGUAAUGGUAAAGUCUUGUUCAUUUUUGAUGGACUGGAUGAAUGGCGCUUCCCUUUGAGUUUUGAAGAUGGUGGCAAAUUUACAGAUGUUCACGAGAAAACAACAGUGAGUAAGAUAGUUACAAGCCUCAUCAAGAGACAUCUGGUUCCCUCUGCUCUCAUCUGGAUCACAUCCAGACCAGCAGCAGCCAGUCUGAUACCCCGUGACUUCAUUAAUCAGGUGACAGAGGUGCGAGGAUUCAACAAUGAGCAGAAAGAGCAAUACUUCAUCAAUAACAGCAGUCCUGAGGUUGCUGGAAACCUCAUCAUCAGUCACAUCAAGAAAUCCAGGAGCCUGUACAUCAUGUGCCACAUCCCCGUCUUCUGCUGGAUCUCUCUCACUGUUCUUCGACGUCGACUGGAUCAAGAGAGCAAUGACAAAACUCCCACAACUCUCACAGGGAUGUACACAAGCUUCUUACUUUCUCAGAUGCAGCAGAUGAAAAAGAAGUACCCUAAAGAUCCUGAACUUAAAGACAUUGACAGUUUUUUUAAUGACCUUAUUUUAAAGCUUGGGAAACUGGCCUUCCUACAGUUGGAGAAAGGAAAUCUGAUUUUCUACAAAGGAGAUCUUGUUGAAUGUGGACUUGAUGUUGGUGAAGGGUCAGUGUUCUCUGGUUUAUGCACUCAGAUCUUUCAGGAGGAAACUGUUUCAGCCAGAAGCGUUUACAGCUUCGUUCAUCUCAGCGUACAAGAAUGCCUUGCUGCCAUCUAUGUGUUUUUUAACAACAAAGACAAGAAAGCAAACCCAUUUUUGCCAUUCUGGCCAAAAAUGACAGAGAAAUUCUCCAAAAAGCCACAGUUUCAGCUUCAUAAGGCUGCAAUCAACAAGGCUUUAGAAAGCAAGAACGGACACCUGGACCUUUUCCUCCGGUUCCUCCUGGGUCUCUCACUGGAGUCCAAUCAGAGUGAGCUGAAGGAACUACUGCCAAAACUGAAAUUGAAAACAGAGAACGUUAAAGACACUGUUGACUAUAUCAAAAAGAAAAUAGAAAAUGAGGAAUCAGUAGAGAGGACCAUCAAUCUCUUCUACUGUCUCAGUGAACUGAAAGAUGACUUUGAGGAGGAAAUCCAGAAGAAUCUGAGCUCAGGAUAUCUUUCAGCAGAUCUCUCCUCUGCUCAGUGGUCUGGUCUGGUGUUUGUGCUCCUGAUGUCAGAAGAGGCUCAAGAGAAGUUUGAACUGCAGAAAUACAGAAGAUCUGAUGAAGCAGUGAUGAGACUGCUGCCAGUGAUCAAAAACACCAGAAGAGCACAGCUACAUAGCUGCAAUCUCACUGCUCAGUGUUGUGAGAGUUUGUCUUCUGCUCUACAAUCCUCAAACUCCUUUCUAAGAGAGCUGGACCUGACUAACAAUGACCUGCAGGAUUCUGGAGUGAAGAUGCUUUCUGAUGGACUGAAGAGUCCAAACUGUCAGCUGGAGAUACUGCGAUUGUCUGGCUGUAUGGUGACAGAGGAAGGCUGUGGUUGUGUGUCUUCAGCUCUGAGUUCAAACCCCUCACACCUGAGAGAGCUGGAUCUGAGCUACAAUCACCCAGGAGAUUCAGGAGUCAAGCUGCUCACUGAUAAACUCAACGAUCCAAACUACAGACUGGAAAAACUCAAUGUGGAUCAUGGAGGAGAGAUCAGGAUUACAGCAGGAAUACACAAAUAUUCCCAUCCGCUCACUCUGGAUCUGAACACUAUGAAUGACCUUCUGUCUGAGAGGAACAGAGUGAUUACUGGCACACACACAGCCCAGCCGUAUCCUGAUCAUCCAGACAGAUUUGAUGAUCUGUGUCCUCAGGUGUUGUGUAGAGAGAGUGUGUGUGGACGCUGUUACUGGGAGAUCGAGUGGAGUGGUGGUGUGUUUAUAUCAGUGUCAUUUAAGAGCAUCAGGAGGAAGGGACGGGGUGAUGAGUGUCGGUUUGGAUAUAAUCGUCAGUCCUGGAGUUUGUCCUGCUCUCCCUCCAGUUACUCAUUCUGGCACAAUAACAGACUGACUAAACUCCCUGUAGAGCACAUCUUCAGUGGAACAGGAGAGUGUGUGUGUGACUGGAGAACAGGAGUGUGUGUGUGUUACAGGAGAACAGGAGUGUAUGUGGAUCCCAGUGCAGGAACUCUGUCCUUCUACAGCAUCUCUGACACAACGAGCCUCAUACACACAGUCCACACCACAUUCACACACACACUCUAUCCUGGGUUUGGGGUUUAUUAUGAUGGAUCCUCAGUGAAACUGUGUUGAUGAGUGAGAACAGACUGUAGAGAUGGGCCGUCCUACACAUUGCAUAGGGAUUUUGUAUUGAACAUAACUCUGGA
This is a messenger RNA of Rhinichthys klamathensis goyatoka, 3097 nucleotides long. RefSeq names its product protein NLRC3-like. The record is from RefSeq and is a predicted model, not a curated record. The transcript is spliced from 8 exons. Bases 36 to 3023 code for a protein of 995 amino acids. Lineage: Eukaryota; Metazoa; Chordata; Actinopteri; Cypriniformes; Leuciscidae. Gene Ontology annotation, molecular function: protein binding.